AUGGAAUCUCCUCGGUCUACUAUCUCUGAAACUCAACAUGUGACGUUAGGACCUCAAGUAAUACUAAAGAAAAAUUCGUUUCAAGGUCUUCUCCUUCCUAUGCUUCCACUUGAACAGCAGAAAGAUCUUAAUCAAGUCGUUCUCGAUGCUCUGACAAAGCAACCGCGAUUGCAAGGGUUUCAAAACUUUCCUCGAGCUUCUCGCGUUUAUUGUGCUGAUUGCAAUGGUCCUGACUCAAACCUAGUUGAAGAAUGUCAUGACCAGUCAUUAAAAGGAGUUGGAGAUCGAUUGUUGUAUUUAUUACAACGUUGGCAAGUGACGAAUGUGGUGUUGAUUGUAGCACAUAAGGAUUCAAGUCUCAGCGGCCGGUUGUUAGGUGGUCCCGACCUUUAUAAACUCACUACGAAAGCUGCUAAGCUUGUUUUAGAACAACACUACUCCAAUGCUGUAGAUACUGAGAAGACUAGAGAUAAAACAACAUUUCCAUUGAUGACAGAUCAACGUUUGCAGCAAAUAAUUCCAAGCUGCGUCAUGUCGAGUGACACAGUCCCGACAUGGCCGAAACAUCACCAAGCUACAACAGAUGGAGGCGGUCGGAAAGGAGGAAAACAAGGACGUAUUAAUCACUUUCGUCAUCGAGAAUUCAUGGCUGCAGCGCGAAAUCAAGAGGCAGAAAAUGUCGAUUGGAUGUCGAAUGAUGACAUUUCUAGUAUCAAAAGCUCUGGAAAUCUUGAAUGGAUGGGGGUCACUCGUGAAGAAUGGGAAACAUUACGAAAAAUUCGGAUGCCUGUUCAAGAGCUGCAUUAUCUAUACAUGUGUCUUGUUAUUCUUUUGGAUACACCUCCUGCACCGAGUGAUGUGCGUACGAAGAAACGUACCAUGAAGCAACAAGAGCAUUUCGAACCAUCUGACUAUUCGUGGACAUAUUGUCGCCAAGUGCUACAUCAAGUGCAAACUUGGAGUCAUCGUCUUCGAGGUGUACAGCGCAGUACAUUGACGCCUUUUCAAGUCACAGCUUUGCAUGGAAUCUUUCAAUACCCAUCAUUUACUGAAAAUGCUUUUGUUCGAAUUGCUAAAGGUGCAGGUCUGAAAAUCUACUCCUGGGUACAAAACCUACUUAAGGAAUGCACUGAUGAUGACCUGGGCUUAUUACGUCUUGACGUAGCACCUGAAGUGACAAUACAGACAUUAGCAUCACCUACUGUUGUCAAGCUAAAAAUUAACGAGAAAGAGCUGAAUAGCACGCAAAGUUUGAAAGAGAAGGCGUCAAUCGAGCUUCAAGGACUUCAAAAUGAAUCAAAGAGUCCGAAAGCACUUCGAAUCGUUGAUCCCGGUCGUCUUUUCGGUAAUAAUCACGCUUAA
Molecule: messenger RNA, 1362 nt
Organism: Plasmopara halstedii
Lineage: Eukaryota; Oomycota; Peronosporomycetes; Peronosporales; Peronosporaceae
Exons: 1
Coding region: 1-1362 (453 amino acids)
Source: RefSeq, a predicted model, not a curated record